This is a messenger RNA of Phymastichus coffea, 8903 nucleotides long. RefSeq names its product muscle calcium channel subunit alpha-1 (gene Ca-alpha1D). The coding region runs from base 279 to 6665 and encodes 2128 amino acids. Gene Ontology annotation, cellular component: voltage-gated calcium channel complex; membrane. The record is from RefSeq and is a predicted model, not a curated record. Gene Ontology annotation, biological process: calcium ion import across plasma membrane. NCBI's taxonomy places the organism in Eukaryota, Metazoa, Arthropoda, Insecta, Hymenoptera, Eulophidae. The transcript is spliced from 31 exons. Gene Ontology annotation, molecular function: high voltage-gated calcium channel activity.
CUUGCGACGACCUAACCUCAAAGAGUGCAGCCGAGCGACGUCGCUGAUCGGUGUAGGGCUGCGCUGGCGGAGCAUGAGCUAGGAUUGGCUUCGAAUUGGUGCUACGCGCCCGAGGAAGGCCGUCCACGAGCAUGGGGUGGGCGCGCGGCAGCGGAGCGGCUCGCCAGGCUCUCCGGCGCGGGAGCCGCAGCGGCGGGCAUGCGGCGCACUAGCGCGGCCGGCCCAGCGAAGCAGCAGCGGCGGCGGCGGCGGCGGCGCCGAGCGGCAGGCGGCGUCCGAUGAGCGGCGGGGAUGCGGGCGCGCAGCUGGGCCCGGCCCGGCUGCAGCCGCAGCUGCUCAACGGCAGCUCGCUGCCGGCCAGCAGCGUGGGCGGCAAGACCGGCGAGGCGGCGGGGGGCUCGCCCGGGCAGGCGGCGCCCGCGGGCGGCGCGGCCGGCGGCCCGGCGCAGGCCGCGGCCGCCAAGCGGCCGGCGCGGCGCGGCGGCAAGUCCCAGCCCGACCGGCCGCAGCGCGCCCUCUUCUGCCUGACGACCAAGAACCCCUUGCGCGCCUUCUGCAUCCGCAUCGUCGAGUGGAAACCCUUCGAGUGGCUGAUCCUGCUGACCAUCUUCGCCAACUGCAUCGCGCUCGCCGUCUACACGCCCUACCCCUUCCAGGAUUCCAACGACGUGAACGCGGUGCUGGAAAAAGUGGAGUACGUGUUUCUGGUGAUCUUCACUAGCGAGUGCGUGAUGAAGAUCAUCGCCUAUGGCUUCGUGGCGCACCAGGGCGCCUACUUGCGCAACACCUGGAACUUCCUCGACUUCACCAUCGUCGUCAUCGGGAUGAUCAGCACGAUACUGGCGGCCUUCAUGAAGGAGGGCUUCGACGUGAAGGCCCUGCGGGCGUUCCGGGUGCUGCGGCCCCUGCGGCUCGUCUCCGGCGUGCCGAGUCUGCAGGUGGUGCUCAACUCCAUCCUGAAGGCGAUGGUGCCGCUGCUGCACAUCGCCCUGCUCGUCAUCUUCGUCAUCAUCAUCUACGCCAUCAUCGGCCUCGAGCUCUUCUCCGGCAAGCUGCACGCCACCUGCUGGAACAACAUCACCGGCGACAUCAUGGACGACCCGCACCCCUGCGGCGACAGCGGCUACAGGUGCGACAAGCUCGGCUCCGAGUGGAUCUGCGACACGAAGCGCUACUGGGAGGGCCCCAACUGGGGCAUCACCAACUUCGACAACUUCGGCCUGUCGAUGCUCACCGUCUUCCAGUGCGUGACCCUCGAGGGCUGGACCGACGUGCUCUACUCCAUCGAGGACUCGAUGGGCAGCACCUGGCAGUGGAUGUACUUCGUGUCGCUGGUCAUCCUGGGCGCGUUCUUCGUGAUGAACCUGAUCCUCGGUGUGCUGUCGGGUGAGUUCUCCAAGGAGCGAGAGAAGGCCAAGGCCCGCGGCGACUUCCACAAGCUGCGCGAGAAGCAGCAGAUCGAGGACGACCUGCGCGGCUACCUCGACUGGAUCACCCAGGCCGAGGACAUUGAGCCCGAGGCGGAGGAGCAGCAGAUCAAGGACGGCAAAGCCAAGCAGCACAGCGAGAUGGAGAGCACCGACCGGCUGGAGGGCGAGGAGAGCGUGCAGCAGGAGUCGGCCUGGAGCCGCAAGAAGCGCGACUUGGAGCGCGCCAACCGGCGCAUGCGGCGGGCCUGCCGCAAGGCCGUCAAGUCGCAGGUCUUCUAUUGGCUCAUCAUAGUCCUCGUCUUUCUCAACACCGGCGUGCUCGCCACCGAGCACUACCACCAGCCCGACUGGCUGGACCUCUUUCAGGAGUACACCAACAUGUUCUUCAUCGUGCUCUUCUCCAUGGAGAUGAUACUCAAGAUGUACAGCCUGGGCUUUCAGGGCUACUUCGUCUCGCUGUUCAACCGCUUCGACUGCUUCGUCGUGGUCGGCUCCAUCAGCGAGAUGAUACUGACCAACACCCACGUGAUGCCGCCGCUCGGCGUCUCGGUGCUGCGCUGCGUGCGGCUGCUGCGAGUCUUCAAAGUGACCAAGUACUGGCGCUCCUUGUCGAACCUCGUGGCCUCGCUGCUCAACUCCAUACAGUCGAUCGCCUCGCUGCUGCUCCUCCUGUUCCUCUUCAUCGUGAUCUUCGCCCUGCUCGGCAUGCAGGUCUUCGGCGGCCGAUUCAACUUCAGCGCCGAGGACGACAAGCCCAGGGCCAACUUCGACAGCUUCUGGCAGAGCCUGCUCACGGUCUUUCAGAUACUCACGGGCGAAGAUUGGAACGCCGUCAUGUACACGGGCAUCCGCGCCUUCGGCGGCGUGGCCAGCUACGGCGUCCUCGCCUGCAUAUACUACAUCAUUCUGUUCAUCUGCGGUAACUACAUCCUGCUGAACGUGUUCUUGGCCAUCGCCGUCGACAAUCUGGCCGACGCCGAGUCGCUCACCGCCAUAGAGAAGGAGGCGGAGGAGGAGGCCGAGAAGAACAAGUCGAGGAGCGGCUCGCCCCACGACGAGAUGAGCGGCUCGGCCCACGACGACGGCGAGCUGACGGGCGGCGAGGACGAGGAAGGCGGCACCGACCUCGAGCAGGACCCCAACGAGACGCUCGAGGACUACGAGGCCGACGGCUCGGAGAAGGCCGAGGGCAAGGUGAGGAUCGACCUGGAGUCCGAGGAGGAGGACAUGGAGGCGGAGGACGAGGACGAUCGCACGGAGAUACAAGAGGACGACAUCGACAACGAGGUGACGGCCAGGCCGCGCCGGAUGUCCGAGUUUAACAUGGGCACGAAGAUCGUGCCCAUCCCGCCGGGCACCUCGUUCUUCGUGUUCUCGCAGACCAACCGAUUCCGCGUCUUCUGCCACUGGGUGGCCAACCACAGCCUCUUCGGCAACAUCAUCCUCGUGUGCAUCAUGAUAUCGUCGGCGAUGCUGGCCGCCGAGGACCCCCUCGUGUCGGAGUCGCCGCGGAACAGGAUCCUGUCGUACUUCGAUUACUUCUUCACCAGCGUGUUCACCAUCGAGAUCUGCCUGAAGACGAUAUCCUACGGCUUCAUACUCCACGACGGCGCCUUCUGCCGGUCGUCCUUCAAUCUGCUCGACCUGCUGGUCGUCAUCGUGUCCAUCGUGUCCACGCAGCUCAGCUCCGGCGCGGUCUCCGUGGUGAAGGUGCUGCGAGUGCUGCGAGUGCUGAGGCCCCUUCGAGCGAUCAAUCGUGCCAAAGGACUGAAGCACGUAGUACAGUGCGUCAUCGUAGCCGUAAAGACUAUCGGAAACAUUGUCCUCGUCACCAGCCUUCUGCAGUUUGUGUUCGCCGUCGUUGGCGUACAGCUCUUCAAGGGCAAGUUCUUCUCUUGCAACGAUCAGUCGAAGAUGACGCUGGAGGAUUGCCAGGGCACCUUCAUCAAGUACGAGGACGGCAACAUCAACAAGCCGGUGACGGACGAGCGCAAGUGGUCGCGCAACACGUUCCACUUCGACGACGUGGGCAAGGCGAUGCUGACGCUGUUCACGGUGUCGACCUUCGAGGGCUGGCCCGGGUUGCUGUACGUGUCGAUCGACUCUAACGCGGAGGACAAGGGCCCGAUCUACAACUUCCGGCCGAUAGUGGCCGCGUACUACAUCAUCUACAUCAUCAUCAUCGCCUUCUUCAUGGUGAACAUCUUCGUGGGCUUCGUGAUCGUGACCUUCCAGAACGAGGGCGAGCAGGAGUACAAGAACUGCGAGCUCGACAAGAACCAGCGCAACUGCAUCGAGUUCGCGCUGAAGGCCAAGCCGGUGCGGCGCUACAUCCCCAAGCACCGCAUCCAGUACAAGGUCUGGUGGUUCGUGACGUCGCAGCCGUUCGAGUACACCAUCUUCAUCCUGAUCAUGAUCAACACGGUGACGCUGGCGAUGAAGUUCUACCAGCAGCCGAAGCCCUACACCGACCUGCUCGACGGCCUGAACAUGGUCUUCACGGCGGUGUUCGCGCUCGAGUUCAUCUUCAAGCUGGCGGCCUUCCGCUUCAAGAAUUACUUCGGCGACGCCUGGAACGUGUUCGACUUCAUUAUCGUGCUGGGCAGCUUCAUCGAUAUCGUGUGCUCGGAGGUCACGGUGGUGAGCGUAAGUAGGCGCGCGCGGCCGGCCGACGGCGACGCCGCGCUCGGGCUGACGCGCUCUGGCCCGUUGCAGUCGGGGCCGAGCCUGGGCAUCUCCAUCAACUUCUUCCGGCUGUUCCGCGUGAUGCGGCUGGUGAAGCUGCUCAGCAAGGGCGAGGGCAUCCGCACGCUGCUCUGGACGUUCAUCAAGUCGUUCCAGGCGCUGCCCUACGUCGCCCUCCUCAUCGUCAUGCUGUUCUUCAUCUACGCGGUGAUCGGCAUGCAGAUGUUCGGCAAGGUGAUCAUCGAGGACGGCACGCCGAUCCACCGCAACAACCACUUCCAGAACUUCCCGCAGGCGGUGCUGGUGCUGUUUCGCUCGGCGACCGGCGAGGCCUGGCAGGAGAUCAUGAUGGCCGUCAGCGACAAUCCCGAGAAGGUCAAGUGCGAGCGCGUCGUCAACAGCACCGAGGGCGAGAGCUGCGGCUCCGACCUGGCCUUCCCCUACUUCAUCUCGUUUUACGUGCUCUGCUCGUUCCUCAUCAUCAACCUGUUCGUCGCGGUCAUCAUGGACAACUUCGACUACCUGACGCGCGACUGGUCGAUCCUGGGGCCGCACCACCUCGACGAGUUCAUCCGGCUGUGGUCCGAGUACGACCCGGACGCCAAGGGCCGCAUCAAGCACCUGGACGUGGUCACGCUGCUGCGCAAGAUCUCGCCGCCGUUGGGCUUCGGCAAGCUCUGCCCGCAUCGGGUCGCCUGUAAGCGCCUCGUCUCCAUGAACAUGCCGCUCAACAGCGACGGCACGGUGCUGUUCAACGCCACCCUGUUCGCCGUGGUGCGCACCUCGCUCAAGAUCAAGACCGAGGGCAACAUCGACGACGCCAACGCGGAGCUGCGCGCGGUCAUCAAGAAGAUCUGGAAGCGCACCAGCCCCAAGCUGCUGGACCAGGUGGUGCCGCCGCCGGGCGUCGACGACGAGGUCACCGUGGGCAAGUUCUAUGCCACCUUCCUCAUCCAGGACUACUUCCGGCGCUUCAAGAAGCGCAAGGAGCUGGAGAUGCGCGACGGCGACAAGGACUGCCACAACGCGGUCACGCUGCAGGCCGGCCUCCGCACGUUGCACGAGGCCGGGCCCGAGCUCAAGCGCGCCAUCUCCGGCAACCUCGAGGAGCUCAUGGACGACAACCUCGAGCCCGUCCACCGGAGGAACCACUCGCUCUUCGGCAGCAUGUGGUCCAGCGUGCGCAGGCACGGCCAGCAGAGCUUCAACCGCGCCAAGUCGCUCAAGCUCAACUCCUCGGCCGGCAAGGCCUCGCCGACCAAUUCCAUAGAUUUCCUGCCAUAUUCUUCGUUGCAGAGGGGAGGACCCGACGCCCCCCAUCAGAUCAACGCCAGGGCGCACCAGGUCGUGCCGAACGUCGCUGGGGGCUUCACCGAGAACGCCAUGGGCCCGCUGGGCAUCGAGCCCCGCCUGCUGGGCGCCGACCACGAGAGCAUCCCGCUCAGGCCGCUCGCCAUCUUCGGCGGCCAGCAGCUCCUCAACUUCCGCGCGCCCCAGAAGCUGCUCGAACGGGGCGGCCGACGCAGCAGCAGUCUUCAGGACGGAGUCGAGCGGCAGCUGACGGGCGGCGCGGGCGCGCCCGGCCCGGCGCUGAGCGGCGCCGGGGCGCGGCGCGCCGCCCGCCCCGAGGGCAGCUCCUCGCAGGCCACCAGCACCUCGGUCUCCAGCCGCGCCUCCUCCCCGGACGGGCCCGCCGCGGGCGACGCGCGCCGCGCGGACGAGCACGGCGACGAGGACGAGGACGGCGACGGCGACGGCGACGGCGACGACGACGACGACGACGGCGACGACGAGGACAGCCAGGACGGCGCGGACGAGGAGAGCUCGCUGGAGAGCUCGUCGGCCUCGGGCGCGCGCAACGACGACAGCGGCGGCUGGGUGCGCGCGGCGCCGCGGCCCGCCUCGGCCGCGCCGCGCGCCCACUACCAGGGCCGCCGGCGCGCCGCGCCCGCGCGCUCCCUCGCCAGCGGCCUGAGGCUCGCCCAGACGCAGGCCAUCGCCGUGGCCGGCUUCCUCGCCGACGUGGACGCGGCCGAGCUGCGGCUCUGCGACGGCUGCCUCUCCCACCGGGCCUCCUACCACGGCAGAGUGUCCUGGGGCCGCGAGAGCAACGGCGGCGCGGGCGCGGAGCGCCUGUCCCACAGCCUGCCGGGCAGCCCGGCCGAGCGCAAGUCCAACUUCGAGGUGGUCGGCAGCGCGGAGAGCCUCGUCGGCCGGGUGCUGGUGGAGCAGGGCCUGGGCAAGUACGCCGACCCCGAGUUCGUGCGCAACACGUCGCGCGAGAUGCGCGAGGCGCUGGACAUGACGCGCGAGGAGAUGGACCGCGCGGCCCACCAGCUGCUGCUGCAGGAGCGCCGCGGCCAGCCGCUCAGCUACCAGCUGCAGCAGGAGGCCGCCUGCCUCGGCCUGGCGCCGCCGACGCCGCCGCAGCAGCAGCAGCAGCAGCAGCAGCCGCCCACGGCCGGCGGCCUCGAUUACCAGCCGCUGCCGGACGCCCACCACCAGAGCCAGCAGCAGCCGCACUACCGCCAGCUGCAGCCGCCGUCCUAGCGACGCCGGCCUGCCUUCUGCACGCGGCGCCGGCGCCGGCGGCGGCGGCCGCCUCGUCGGCGGCCCGCGCCGGACCACCGACGAGCCCCCGGCCUCGGCUCGAGGGACAACAAGUGCCUAAGUAUCUAAUGUAGCAUUCGACUGGACCAGCGAACAAUUUUAUCGAGGGCGUUCGGUCGCCGCCGUCUCGGGCGCGGGCGAGGCUAGCCGACGGCGAACACACGCCGCUGGGAGGAGGAAAGGCCAGCGGUCCAAAUUGUCCCGCGACGCACAGGCGCGUAGACGCAUCGUUCUCUCUCCGCGGCCUCCUCGCAGGGGGCGCACUCGCGUUGCCGUACGCACGGGGACGCUCGGUCAAUCCACAAGUAAGUGCCCUUAUCCAUAGUUCGUUGCGCAUUUUCUCACUCCGACCGCACCGUUUCGUUUGUCACACGGGACUGCACGUAGGAUUACACUUACGAUUAUACUUUGUACGAUCCGGCGUUUUUUACAUUUGAUAAAUUUUUCUAUGUACGAUCAGAACUGGCACGCAACUGGCACGACGUUUCCUCCUCCCAGACGACUCAAGCGCUAACAUGUUACUCGUUCCCGCUGUGCUGGAAAAUUCAAAUAUUUACGGGAUAUUAUAAUUAUCGGCGGGCCAAUGUUUAAAGAGUAUAUAGCUAUGUUAUACGUGACACUAGAACACCCGAGGAAUCCAAACGUUACGAGCACGUCGGUCGCACGACGAUUUUUCUCGUUCCGACGAGCGAAGGAAGCGCCAGCCACGGGCGCUCUCGUUUCUCUCUCGACGAUACAUUUUCAGUGCCAAAAAUCCCGAGCAAGACAGCAUACUCGAGACCAGCGACCUUUGCGGUUCGACCAUUGACGUACGAGCAUUUCCGACGAGCCAGUCCCUGCAAUGAAACGUGGUACAAAAAGCUUCGCGUUCGCCUCACAUUUAUACUUUCUUCCUGGAGCAACUCGAUCGGGCGGUCGCCGUCGCAACGACCGUCCUGUCGUCCGCGGCGAGCGCGCAACGUAGGAGACAGUUGGCGCGCGUCGAUGCGCUGGAUGUGAUCGGCUUGGCGCGCUACAAGGCUGCAAGCCCGAACGUUCAGAUAGGUGUGUAGUUAGGUAACCGUUCGCUCAAUCUAGCUGUUAAGAGCCUCGCCGAGGUAAUUUUAUGGGUUAUUUUUCUUGUUUUUUACGAAUCUACUCCGUCGCGCGACUCCGCACUCAACAUCUCUGACCGAAACGACCGCGCGAUUCUCACACUAUAUAAACUCCAAUAACUAUACGCACACCGGAAGCAUUUCCAAAUAAAUGGCCUUUGAAUGCCGAGUGUACGGUCAUUUAUUUGCGGGAAGUUCUUCGGAAAAAGAAAAAAAGACAAAAAAGACAAAAAAAUAAAACUCUGUGACGCACAAGCCAGCGGGUGAUAUCCGUGUCAAAGUUGUGGUCGCGUACUGAAAUUCGUAGUAGUCGAACGGUGAUUCAACGCUCACGCGGAAUAUUUUUUCAACAGCAAAUCGGAUAAAUUUUUGAUAGCCGAGCUUCGGGUACAGCCGCGACGGUACGCGUCGCGGAGAGCACGCGACCACGUGUACACGGGAUAUUGCGCGCGGGAAAUAAUAGUCUAACGAAAAUUUAAAAAAGCAUUCUCAUUAAAAAUAACAUUAACAAUAUAAUCAAAUGAAUAUAUAACAAGUAACUGUGGCACAUAACUUCGAACAAACCAUAAGAACAUAUUUUUCAUAAGGUUCGUUACAAUACACUUCACUCGAGUUGGUGUAUUGAACCGUCGAUCGCAGAAAUAACCAUUGAGAGUAUGGCGAGACUCUGACCACUUUUCAAUUGUGUACUUACACUAUGUAGUUUGUAAAUAUAAAGAUUAUUAGCACCGUUGAUGAAUAUUUACGAACAAUAUUAGUUAUAUUUGUCUGGAAAUAAAAGGCUUUCUCACUUUCAAUAUGCUUCUAAAAAAUAAAAAAUAAAAAAAAAAGGAACGACCCUGCGCACAUGCGUAUCGAAGUCAUCUUUGUUUCUUUUCGUGUAAAAAUUGAAUUAAAAAGAAGCGAGUGCGAUUAUGUAUAUCCUUUGCGAAAUAACAAAAAAAAAAAAAAGAAUAAACAAAAUUGUCAGAAAGUAAGCAUAAGCUAGCGUGCGAGCAAUUUUAACACAAAAGAAAAUAAAAAAAACUAAGAAAAAUUGUUGUUGAUGUUACUGUCGAAAAUGUGUCAAAUUUAAAUAUACGGA